AUGAAAUCGGCGACGACAGUGGAUGCAGAGAAUCUCCUGUCAUUGAAAACGGAUAUUUUAGAAUAUUAUCUUGCCCCGAUAUUACCAAGAGAGUGUGGAAGAAGUGUACCGAAACGGCUGAAAAGGUCAGUUGGGGGAACUCCGUCUAUUAUCGGAGGGUGGCCAUGGCAGGCUGCAAUUUAUGAUGUCAAACGAGGAGAUAUCAUUUGUGGUGGGGCUCUCAUUCACGAGGAGUGGGUCCUUACCGCGACUCUUUGCCUUACCAUUGAUGGUACCUCAAGAGCUCGGAACAGAGAUGAUUUAAUUGUUUACCUCGGAAAACACUAUCGGAAUAAUUCCCUGGAUGAUGAAUUCGUGCAACAAAAACAGGUGUCCAGUAUCAUCCUGCACGAACACUCCAACGUCUGGAAUUAUGACUCGGACAUUGCCCUGAUAAGACUGACUAAGCCGGCAAUAUUAACCGACCGAGUGCAGAUAGUAUGUCUCCCAACUGGAUUUGAUCUGUCGCAGCAAAACCUCGAAAAUGGAAAGCAAGGAUGGGUGGCUGGUUGGGGUCAUGAUGCAUCCGAUAUCCUCAGUGAGGAGCUGACGGAAGUGGAGAUCCCAGUUUUAUCCAAUCGCAAAUGCAGAAAUGACACCAUUCAUUUUACAGGCGACCCAAGCACGACGAGAACCCUCACGCUCAACAACUUUUGUGCAGGGUACGGCUUGGAAACUUCUUUUGAA
Molecule: messenger RNA, 726 nt
Organism: Darwinula stevensoni
Lineage: Eukaryota; Metazoa; Arthropoda; Ostracoda; Podocopida; Darwinulidae
Source: the annotation of a GenBank genome assembly